GGUAGCCAAAUCUCAUCUGCCACAUCUGAACUGGGCUUCCAGGUCUGACAGAGGUCUUACUGCCAUGAUUUAACCAAAGUGAGCAUGGUUUGUUUAAGACCAUUAGCGUGCACUUAAGCGCAGUUUUUCUCUACAAUAAUGCAAGUUAGAAAUGCAGUGGUUUAUAUGUGUAUAUGUGUGUGUAUAUAUAUAUACAUGUAUGUAUUAUAUAUUAUGUAUGAUAUAUGUUGAUACUAGGAAAAAAAUGGGUAUUAGGAACAACUUCUUCUUAGAAAGAGUGAACAGAAAGUAGGGAGGUGGGGCAGUCACUUUCCCUGGAGGUGGUGCAGAAAUGUGGAUAUGUGGUAUGGAGGGACAUGGUGAAUGGGCAUGGUGGGGUGGGCUGACGGUUGGACUCGAUCUUAGAGGUCUUUUCCAACCGGAAUGAUUCUACAUUAGUGUGCAUUUGGUUCUUUGAUGGAACAUCCUUGAGGGAUCAUCACCCUGUCUCUCUUGGAGCCAGCCAGCCUCCUAACACGACUGCGUGCAGUUUUGGGCACCACAGAACAAGAAGGACAUAAAACUGUUAGAGAGUUUGCAAAGGAGGUGAAGGUGGUGGUUCACGAAGAUGGUGAAGGGUCUAUAGAGGAAGACCUAUGAGGGGUGGCUGGUGGUGUGCUCAGCUCAGAGCAGAGCAGAUGAGGGGACGCCUGAUGGCGGCUGCAGCUCCUCACAGGGAGCAGAGGGCAGCGCUCAGCUCUCUCUGGCGACCAACAGCAGAACCCAAGAGGAUGGCAGGAAGCUGCAUCAGAGGAGGGUCGUGUUGGAUGUCAAAAAGGUUCUUCACCGGAGGGUGGUCAUGCGCAGGAACAGCCUCUCCAGCGCACUGGUCAUGGCACCGAGCUUGCCAGAGUUCGAGAAGCAUCUGGAUAACGCUCUCAGAGCACGCUCUGACUUUUGGAUGGUCCUGUGUGGUGCCGGCAUUCAGUCUGGAAGAUCCUUACGGGUCCCUUCCAACUCGGGAUGUUCUCUCGUUCUAUGGCUGCGCCUGCCCGCAGCACAGCCACAAGAUGGCGAUGUGCAGCCGCCGCCCGAGCGCAGCCCGCCCGAGCAGAACGCGCCCGCUCCCUCGGCAACGGCCCCACGCGCUUUCUACCCGCCGGGCGCGGCGGCCAUGAGGGCGGCCAACAGCCAGCAGCCGGCGGGGGCGGCCGAGGAGGCGGACAGCGAUGGCCGCAGCGAGACGGCGGGAGGCGGGCAGCCCCGGAAGAACUUUCUGUACGUUGAGCCAUGUAAGAGAGUUAAAGAGAUCCUUGAAGAAGAGCUCUGUUUUUGGAAAGAAGAAUGCCACAUUAGGCAUCCAACUGCAGCGGCUCUGAAAGGAAUUUGGAGUGUGAAAAAGAAUUUCUCCAUCGGAAGCCUGCAGCCAGCAUCGCAGAACAGAAAUGGCUUACUUUUACAACCUCAGUUCUACUCAAGGCAUGUAGGAAUGAAAAUUUUCUCUGUUGCAGAGUGAUUCUGAAUUCCAGCAGAAGAUCAUAACGUAGCUGAGGAAAUGCCUUAACUUUUCUUAACAUGCAUUAAGCUCAGCAAUUCCUGGGCCAAGAGUUUGUGAUUCAGUAAACAAGCUCGACUUAAUAAAAGUUUAACAUAAAUAA
Molecule: messenger RNA, 1637 nt
Organism: Tympanuchus pallidicinctus (lesser prairie-chicken)
Lineage: Eukaryota; Metazoa; Chordata; Aves; Galliformes; Phasianidae
Gene: CUNH11orf97
Product: chromosome unknown C11orf97 homolog
Exons: 4
Coding region: 839-1495 (218 amino acids)
Cellular component (GO): ciliary base
Source: RefSeq, a predicted model, not a curated record